UAAGGAUUCCAGUGUGAGCCCAAGUCUUUGGCUCAGAAAGGUAAAAAAUUCGAUACCUCGAUGUGCCAUCGAUAGUUUCGCAGCUCUACUUUGCGAUCAAACUGAAUAUAGCGACUGAAAUCGGGGUCGCUCUGUUUUCGUGCAGAUUAGCUUGGCAAGAUUGAAUUAAGAGUCGAUAUACAAAUGUCCAGCAACAACACGGACACCGGGGACACAACCAUCAUGGCCACGGCUACCUCCUUGCAGCAGGAUUUCGAGGCCGGCGGAGAGGAGCUGCUGCCCCGAGAAUCGCUGAUAACCACUGCAGUAAGCUUUCUACAGAACACGAAAGUGCGCCACACGACGCUUAUCCAAAAGCAGCAGUUCCUGCGGUCCAAAGGUCUCACGGCCCACGAAAUCCAGUUGGCUUGCGAGCGGGCCGGCGUCUUCACCCAGGACCCCAACAAUCUGAAUCCCAGUCCGAAUACAGUGAUCAGCAUCGGCUCCCAGUUGCAGGCGUUACAGCCGCAACCGACGGUCUUUGGCCGGAUCCGCGAGAUCAUCCAUUCGACGGCCCUUUUCAGCGGAGUGGUCUAUGCGGUCUACCUCUUCUGGAAGAAAUACAUUGCACCCUAUCUGUUUGGCAAGCCGAAGAAGAAGCCGGUCGACGAAGUCCUGGACGACAUUGACAAGAAGGUGGAGACGCGCACCAACGACCUCAAUAAGGAGAUCUCAUCGGUCAGGGAUCUGAUCACCAGCCAGCAGAGGGAACAUGCCCAGCAGCUGAACCGCGAGUUUAGCAACUUCCGCAGCGAUCUGGACGCCAUCAAGGGUCUGCUGUUAAACCGCAAACAGUUUGCGGGCCCAGUGGCCCCGCUGGCAGUGCCAUCCAUUCCCGCCUGGCAGUUGGCCGGCUCUCCGCAUCAUCACCACCGGCACAGCGGGUCGGACGACAAUGAGAAGGGCGAUGAUGCUGGCUCCGGAUCCGGAUCAUCGGAGACCGAGGUGGUCACCAAGAAUAGUGACUCCAGCUUGGAGAUCAUGUAACGUACUAGUUGGAAUACGAGGCUGGCUAUAUAGAUGUAGUAUAUAGUUAAGCUGCAGAACGUUUGUAAAUUGAGUUUGCCCUUUAAUGCCUUUAAGACUUUUUGGUUUUUUGCUUUGCGUUUAUAGCAUUUAAGUUUUUUUUAUAGUCAACAGCUAAUCCAUAUCCAAAAGUACAUACACACACUCACAUAUACACACUUAUGCGAUACGAUGUCUAUAUAAUGUAAUAAUAAAAAUGUUUACAUAAUAACAGGUUUGAAUUUAAAGAAACUGUUUAAUAAGCGCAAAAA
Drosophila gunungcola (fruit fly) is the source of this 1316-nucleotide messenger RNA. RefSeq names its product peroxisomal membrane protein PEX14 (gene Pex14). Gene Ontology annotation, cellular component: peroxisomal membrane; peroxisomal importomer complex. Lineage: Eukaryota; Metazoa; Arthropoda; Insecta; Diptera; Drosophilidae. Gene Ontology annotation, molecular function: signaling receptor binding. The record is from RefSeq and is a predicted model, not a curated record. Gene Ontology annotation, biological process: protein import into peroxisome matrix, docking.